Carassius auratus (goldfish) is the source of this 1084-nucleotide messenger RNA. RefSeq lists its product as uncharacterized. The record is from RefSeq and is a predicted model, not a curated record. Bases 287 to 1084 code for a protein of 265 amino acids. Lineage: Eukaryota; Metazoa; Chordata; Actinopteri; Cypriniformes; Cyprinidae. The transcript is spliced from 8 exons.
UGGGACGCUUCGUCGCCUCAUCCAUCAUCGCGAUGCAGACUGUGUGAGGAGCCGCGCCCAGAUAAUUGACUUUUCUCUUAUUGCCCAGCCAUCAAUUCAGAGGAACGUAGCACGUUUACAAAAUCUGUGUUUAUUUAUUCAUUUCUGAGGACCACCGUCUCUCGUUAUCCAGUCAGCGGUGUGGAUACGUACUGUUAUACAAAAAGAGCUGUGAAGAAAAGGAGUUCCUUGUAAAUACUCGGUCAAGUGACUGCAGAAAAACACGUCAUCACACCAUCGAGAGACAAUGCGCGUUAUGGAGGGAGAGUCAGUCACUCUACACAAUGGUGUUGAAAACAUCAGACAACAUAAUAUUAGAUGGUAUUUUAAUGGCAUUCAAAUCGCUGAAAUAAAUGGAGAACAGAUUGAGAUCUGUACAGAUGUUCAGUGUACUGAAGUUACUGAGAGAUUCAGAGGCAGACUGAUUCUGGAUGAGACUGGAUCUCUGACCAUCAGGAACAUCAGAACAACAGAUGCUGGUGAAUAUCGUCUAGAGUUCAACGACAAUGAGAUCAGUACAAUGAUCUUUAACGUUACUGUCAUUGAUCCAGGAAAUGUAUACACACCCCCACCCCAGAGUUCUAAUGAUCCUGACAUUAAUUCAGCUCAGUCUUCAGGUCUAAGAGCAGGAAUACGGUCCCCUUUUACUAUUCUGAUGGCGGUUGUACCUGCUGUUAUUGGUUUCAUUUACUAUCGCCACAGGAGCUCCAGAAAUGGAGACGAGGAGGAAAAUGAACAGGCUUCUGAACAAAACAACAGUGAUGAGCAAAGUGCAUUCCUACCCUGCAAACACGUCCACUUGGGGCCCACAUGGGCCUCACUUGGGCUAGUUGGGCUUUGGCUGGGCAUGGGCUCAGAGUGGGCUUUGUUGUUGGGCCCCACAAGAAGUUUGCCCAGCAACAAUUUUGCCGCCUUGAGUCUGCUGUCCGUUAAGGAUCCAUUACGGUGUCGACUGGACAAAAGACAGGGUGUUGUGCCAAGGCACUCAUUGCCGCCUGGAUUUGCAUCCCAUGGCCGCGGGAGCACGCAGAGAAGCGGAGUUUAA